AAUGCAUACAAUUCGGGCCCGUAUUCGCCUCAGACAGGGUAUACGCCCUCCAAUAUCCAAUGAAACAAGAUUCUCUCGGUCUCGUAUUUCAUACACAAUACCCCGAGAAAAACAGUGGUUCCGACGCUGGAACUGUCUGUUACACACACUAUCGGCCCCUUCCCAGCCUCAGGCGCUCCCCCUUGCCAUCAGCCAUGGGUUAUCUACAGUAGAUUGCAACGAAGAGAGUUUGUAUCGCUACACUUCUGGACGGUGGCUCUGGAAUGAAAAUGAACAGCUCUCUCGCCGCUAUGUCAAGUUUAAUCUGGACGAACUCGUUCGCAUUGCUGUACGGGUAACAGGAUCUAGUUCCUGUAUCCAAGUGCAAAAGCUUCCGGAAGGGAACUUUAGCAAGGUCUUCCUCAUUACGAUGGACGAUAACAAAGAAGUUAUUGCAAAACUACCCAAUCCAAAUGCGGGGCGCCCGCACUUUACCACGGCCAGUGAGGUGGCCACGAUGGACUAUGUCAGGAAUGUACUCAACAUACCAACACCGAAAGUAUACAAGUGGAGCUCCUCGGCUGCAACCCCAGUUGGGGCUGAGUAUAUCAUCAUGGAAAGGAGCCGCGGGGUUGAAUUAAGCAGGCUGUGGGAUGAUAUGCCGGGAUCCGAAAAAUUUCAAAUUGUCAAGCAACUCGUCGGGUUUGAGAAAUCACUUGUGUCAUCGCAAUUCCCUAUGUAUGGAAGUCUGUACUAUGCAAAGGAUCUCCCGGACGUUCGACCCAGCCAGGUAGUAGGCAUUGGAUCCAAGCAGGACACUGUAGAUUCGGUCUUUGCGAUCGGUCCGACCACUAACCGGAAUUUUUUCGAUGAUGGCAGAGAUGCCGUUGAUGUGAACCGCGGUCCUUACUUACACGGAGACAACAUAUUCGUUAACCCGGACCGGCCAACCGAGAUUCUGUCUAUUAUUGACUGGCAGGCCGUGAACUUGUCGCCUCUUUUUCUCCAGGCGCGCCAUCCUGCUCUAGUUGAAUUUGAGGGACCCAUCCCCGAGGGACCCGGCUCAAUCAAUCUCCCCGAUAAUUUCGAUGAGCUUAACCCGGAGGAACAACUCGAGGCAAAGAAACUUCGAGCAGCCCAGUCAUUAUACAAACUUUACGAUAUUCAACUGAUCCAGCAAUGUCCUGACAUCGCUCACGCAUUGCGGUUCAAAUAUUCCCUCGCCGGCCAAAUCACAGGUUUAGCGGGCUCUAUCUUUAGUGAUGGGGAGCCAAUCGUGCAGGGAAUGCUGAUGAGACUCCAGGAGGAAUGGCCAAGCUCUACUGGGCUGUCUAUUCCCUGUCCACUCUCCUUUACUGCGAAGGAGAAGGAAACGCAAAGAGAAGAGGCGGAAAAGUGGGCCACCGGCGUCGAGUUGAUGGAGAAAUUCCUUCAUCAAGUCGGUGCUUAUCGAGGAUGGGAUGGCUGGGUUAAUCAUGAUAACUACGAGCACUACAAAGAGCGGUUUGAUAGAUGUCGGGAGCAGUUUUUGAACAGCACUCGGUGA
Messenger RNA from Aspergillus sclerotioniger CBS 115572, 1525 nucleotides. RefSeq lists its product as uncharacterized. The record is from RefSeq and is a predicted model, not a curated record. The annotation marks the transcript as partial. The transcript has 3 exons. NCBI's taxonomy places the organism in Eukaryota, Fungi, Ascomycota, Eurotiomycetes, Eurotiales, Aspergillaceae. Gene Ontology annotation, cellular component: mitochondrion.